UUUACAUUAAAGGAGAGAAUAAAGUGUUACAUUUCGACACAAACUCCUCGUUUUUUUCUGAUUUGCUCUGCUGAGAAUUCAACAAACUGCAUUCCAACAACAAACAGGAAACACACGUCCUAUUUUAAAAAAAAAAAGAGAGAAAACAACUGACACCCGGCUCAGCCAAUCACGUCUUACUAGAACACCCGCCUAGCCAAUCGCGUAAGAGAAGAAAGGCGGGACGUCCUGUAAUGUGAUGCAAAUUGGACGGUCCAGCCUGUUAGUCCCACCUUUUUGUGUUUCCCGCACCGUCAAUCAAAAUAGAAAAAAAUCGACCCGAAUUCACCGAUCAACACUAGCCCGCCUUUGAUAAAAUAAUCAUGUUCGGAGUUUAGUUGAUCAGAUAAUCCUCCCGGUUACUACCACUCACGCUAUGACUGCUACGUAAACACGCAGCGCAUCGAAGCGUGCAACUAAUCGGUGAGUUUGUGCAGCCCGCAGCGAGGCGAAGCUGCGUCUUUUUUUUUUUUAUCUUUUUGCUCCGCUGCUAACUAGCUAACACGGUUAGCCGACCGAGCUAGCUGGCUAGCCGCGGAGUUGACAAAGUAAACAGUCGAUCUGGGCCCAAAUAGCCUCAGAUUCCCCGCUGCAAAGUUGAAUUUCGCAGCUGGCUCCUUUCGGAAUGCAGAGUGGGGAUGAUUUGCAGGGGUUUUCAGGCAGGCAGGAGUUGUAGAUUUACAGAGUUUUUGCUGAGUUUCGCCCCUUGUCUCUCCCCCUUGCUAGCGCCAGAGCAAGCCCUCUGAAACAAGGAGAAAUGGCGUCCGCGGACGUGGACAGCAGUCAAAGCGAGUUUCUGCAGCCCGGCGGCGCAGCGGAAACACAGAUCUCAUCAUAAGAAAAAAGAAAAAGCUGAGAUGAAAGUCAAGAAGUGUGUGAUCCAUCCUCGCUAAUCUGAUAUCUGAUCUGCUAACUCCCCAAAGACAACAGACAUGUCAGCCAUACAGCUGACGGGCUCAGACCGAUGGGAGGUGCUAACUCCUGUCUCCACCGGGAAGGAGGAUCAAGGAGUCGUUCACAUUCCAAACUCGGGGAUCGUCACGUCCAACGGGCAGUACGUGCUUCCUAUUGGGAAUCUUCAAAGCCAGCCCAUCUACGUUACAGCGUCUGGGAAUGACGGCUCGGCUAACGGCGUGUCAGGCAUUCAGUAUCAGGUUAUCCCCCAAAUCCAAAACGCAGAUGGGACACUCACAGGAUUCUCGACACAGGGUUUGGAUGACGGCACAGGGCAGAUCCAGCUCCUACAAGACAACGGCCAUGGCAGCAUUGGCAUCAGCUGCGCCACGACAACGACCACAGACCUCAUGACGCAGGUGGGGCAAGUGCAGUCGAUUCAAGGAGUCAUGGGUGGGGGUUCGGCGUACACCAGCACGGUACCCGUAGGGCUGCCCGGCAACAUAACAUUCGUCCCCAUUAACAGUGUGGAUCUAGAGUCGCUCGGGUUGACGGGAGCGCAGACAGUCCCCAUUGCAACGGGGGUGACAGCGGAAGGUCAGCUGAUCAUGAGCAGUCAGACACUGGAGAGUCAGAACCAGGACGCCAGCAAACAGCAGCUGGUGACAGUGAGCGACGCCAGCAACAACCAAGAGCUUUACGUGCCAACCACCUCUUCUUCCUCCAACAACUCCCAGCUUCCCGAGACCAUAGACGGCACGGGGGUUCUGACCCAAGCCACAGCAGUGUCUGCAGGCGUGUCCGACCCUUCCUCCUCGGAGAACUACAACUCCCACAACCACCUGCAGCAAAUCCAGGUGUCGUCCUCUAACGCUACCACUAUCUCGCAGCCCAUCCUGCAUCUGUCUGGGGACAGUCAGGCCCAGGUAGCCCAGGUGGCUCAGGGCCAGGACAUGAACGCAGCAGGUCAGACUCUACAGAGCGUACAGCUGGUCAACCCGGGUACCUUCCUCAUCCAGGCCCAAACCGUCACCGCUACGGGGCAGAUCCAGUGGCAGACUUUCCAGGUUCAGGGUGUCCAGUCACUCCAGGGCCUCCAGUUGCCCCAAGGGCAAGGCCAGGCCCAGCAGCUGACCUUAGCACCGGUUCAGACCCUCCCUCUGGGUCAGACGGGUCAGGUCAGCCUACCCAACCUCCAGACGGUAACGGUGAACUCUGUGUCACAAUCCGGAGUUCAGUACACGCACGGGGACGACGCGAGCAGUCCAGCUGGUAUCCAGAUAAAGGAGGAGCCGGACACUGAGGAGUGGCAGUUGAGUGGAGACUCAACGCUGAACACCAGCGACCUGAACAACCUGCGGGUUCAGAUGGGAGACGAUGACAUGGAGACGCCGAGCGGUGAAGGCAAGAGGCUCCGCAGAGUAGCCUGCACCUGCCCCAAUUGCAAAGAGUCUGGAGGAAGAGGGUCGGGCAUGGGGAAGAAGAAGCAGCAUAUCUGCCACAUCGCCGGCUGCGGGAAGGUCUACGGGAAGACGUCCCACCUCCGAGCUCACCUGCGCUGGCACAGCGGAGAGAGACCUUUCGUCUGCAACUGGAUGUUCUGCGGCAAGAGGUUCACCAGGAGUGACGAGCUGCAGAGACACCGGAGAACACACACAGGAGAGAAGAAGUUCGUGUGCACAGAGUGCUCCAAGAGGUUCAUGCGGAGCGACCACCUGGCCAAGCACAUAAAGACUCACCAGAAUAAAAAAGGCGGCGUUCCCUCCUCCACGUCUCCGCCCACCACCGACACCGUCAUCACCGCAGACGGUACCACACUCAUUCUCCAGAGUGCCACCACCCACGACCUCGUAGCCAAUCAGGAGAUACCGUUGCAGCUGGUCACCGUGGCGCCCAGUGAGGUCAUGGAAUGAGCGCGGGCACGGGGUGGAGGGGGGGAGACAGGGUGAGGUGGCGUUCUGAGAACUGGCCUAUCACAGGGACCUCUUGGGCUUUUUCUCUUCCCCUCUUCCCUUCUUUUUUUGUUUUGUUUUUUACAUAUGAAUAUAUACGUAAAUAUAUAUGACAAAUAUAUAUAUUUUAAGUAAGAAUUAUCAUGACUUUAUGUUUGUUUUUUGCAGUCUUUUUAUAGGCGGGCAAAAAGAAUAACAUUUUAAAAAAAAGGUGGUUGCUAUGUACACACGCGUUAACACAUUCUCACACACAUGCACACACACACACACACAUACACACACACACACACACACACACACACACACACACACACACACACACAGACAGAAAAAAACAUGCAUUAACACUCAAAACACGACAUGAAUACUCAACACAAUGAAAUGCCUUAUUUUGUAUCAUACUCUUGUAUAAAAUGCUGGAGGUGCAUGUGUUUUUUAAAGGUUCUAUAUGUAAGAAUUAUGACGCAAUUUACAUUUAUUCAUCGUUUUUAAUGCCAAUGAGCGGACUGGUUGUAACUUGACUGAUUUGGGAGCGAGAGACGCUUUGCAGAAAACACAACGUCACCGAUUCUUCUUCUGUCAUCACAAGAAGCGUAAACGAGGAAAAACGGCAUCGCCUGCGAUAGUCUCGGCUUUGCUCUGAGCAGCGUCGUCACUAAAAGAGAAGGAAUUCCCCGAUUCCUACAUAUAGAACCUUUAAGCUUUGCAGAUGAUGUAACUGUAAUGGAGAUAAAUGUGUUUGUGAAACUGAGAAGAUGAUGAUGAUGAUGAGAAGGAGGAGAAGGAAGAGUUGUGUUUGAAAGUGAAAAAGGAAGUAGUGAACCUCUCUGGGAUGUUUGACGUUAAAUCAUUUGUCUUUGGAGAGUUCUGACAAAAAACUGAGCGCUCUGUUUGAAGCGGCGCCGCAUCCACGCCGACCUGUUGCUACGCUGUCACUGUAAACACUUUAAAAAGGGCCAGUUUAACAUUUUAACAUUUUCCGUGUCUGUAGAGUAAAUGUGAAGCUACCAUAGCGUAGCACAGAGACCAGAAACGGCUGGCUCAGCAAAAUCCACCUUCAUGUAUCGUCUUUAAAGCUCACUAAUUAACACAUAUCUAAUUUAUUCAAUCUGUGCAAAACCUGAAGUGUAAAAAUGACAAUUUUAAAGGUUAUGUACCAGACUAUUUCCUGGCUGGGACAAGUAACUAAAUUAAAUUGUUGUUUCAAAAAAGGAAGUUCUCAUAGAUAACUUCUCUAAACACCUGGUACAGCUUCGUAUUUCACUCAUGGACACAGUCAAUAACAGAAUUUCCUAAAAUGUCAAACUUUUUCUUUAAUAAACGAGCAGCAGCUGUCAACCAAUGUCCGACAGCCAACGGGGAGGUGUCUAUGAUGUCAUGCCGUGUUGCUUCAAACAGCCGGUGGUCAGAGUAGGACGACAGUGCCACUGUAAACUGAUCUGAAGUUUGUGUUUUCCACCUUGAGGGGGGGAAAAAAUAGAUGCAAGCAGCCCUGUAAAGGGGCAACUUCUUCCAGCAUCUGGUGAGUCUGAACAGAUGUUUCAUCUGUCCUCACGAGCACGCCGUCCGCUGUGCUUGUCCACGUCUAAACACGUCUUUUUUUCCUUUUUUUUUUGUUCCUUUUGCAUAUUUUUGUUGUAAAUUCACAUUUUGUUUUAAUGUCUCUUUGCUGAUCUGGGUGUUCGGGUGGGCGCCUCCUGAAUUCCUGCAGGGCUCUUUUUCAUUGGCGGCAGGAUCACUCAACACGCACCAGUGUUGACAUGUGAAGAAAACCAAGAAACGGAUGCAACCAAUCAGUGAGCCCACGACGGGCGCUUCUGUCAUCAAACAUUCCAGUUGGACACCAGAUGAUGUGGGAUAAGUUUUGCAAUAAAGGUCUCUGCUGCGGAAAUUUUGGCCAGAUGUCAAAAAGAAAACAAUCACGCCAUUGUUUUGUUCGUUGUUUUUUUUAAUGUUAAUUAAUAUAAUCCCUUCCUCCGUUUGUCCUCAUGUCUGUAGCGUUCAUUUAAAUGUAUAUUAUCUUAUUUUCACAUUGUUUAUAGAAGCCAUUACUUAGUUAACUGAAUUCGUUUCCAUGUAUCAAAACCUUAUUUUAAGUGAUUUUUUUUAAAGAAUUGGUGUAAAAAUUGAAUGUUACCUUUUGUAAAACCUUUUUUCAAAUGGAUCACAAUAAAAGUCUGAAACAGUCAGUGAUGAGC
This is a messenger RNA of Scomber scombrus (Atlantic mackerel), 5083 nucleotides long. RefSeq names its product transcription factor Sp3-like. The transcript has 8 exons. The record is from RefSeq and is a predicted model, not a curated record. NCBI's taxonomy places the organism in Eukaryota, Metazoa, Chordata, Actinopteri, Scombriformes, Scombridae. The coding region runs from base 972 to 2846 and encodes 624 amino acids. Gene Ontology annotation, biological process: regulation of transcription by RNA polymerase II. Gene Ontology annotation, molecular function: RNA polymerase II cis-regulatory region sequence-specific DNA binding; DNA-binding transcription factor activity, RNA polymerase II-specific.